This is a messenger RNA of Thunnus maccoyii (southern bluefin tuna), 1271 nucleotides long. RefSeq lists its product as uncharacterized. Gene Ontology annotation, molecular function: sterol 24-C-methyltransferase activity. Gene Ontology annotation, biological process: sterol biosynthetic process. Gene Ontology annotation, cellular component: endoplasmic reticulum. The record is from RefSeq and is a predicted model, not a curated record. The coding region runs from base 153 to 917 and encodes 254 amino acids. The transcript has 4 exons. Lineage: Eukaryota; Metazoa; Chordata; Actinopteri; Scombriformes; Scombridae.
AAACAAUCAUUUGUUUCCGUAUUUUUCAUACUUCCAUCGUAUUGAAUGUGAAUAUAAUGAUGAAUAAAACAAUGAGGAUUAUUUGUGGGUGGAAAUAAAUAAAAAUUGCAGGCAGUGGGUAAUUUAAAAGCAUAGGAGUGUGAGGCGCGUACAUGAGCAGCGCCUGCGCUCAUGACAGAAAUAGUCCAGAGCUCCUCCUCCUCCUCUUCACACACACGAAGACAAAGUUCACCCGCAACUGCCGUGACGGGGCUGUCAACGUCUUACUGAGCAACAAACUAGUGAUGUGGGCUGAAAAAGUUGGGAAACAGUUGGGCAAACCGACACGAUCACUGGCAGGAUGGCUGGUCAGUAAGUUCUUUACAGUGCACAACCAGGUCCUUGAGGAGAAUGCCGUGCAGCUUUGUGGGAUCCAACCUGGGGACACUGUGCUGGAACUGGGUCAUGGCCCAGGUCUGGGUCUGCAAUCAGCAGCCAACCUGCUCACAGAGCCCACAGGCCGCCUUAUAGGAGUGGAUUACUCAGAGUUUAUGCACCAGAUGGCUAGUGAGCGUAUAAAGGAACUUGUGGCCAGUGGUAAAGUGACCCUACACCACUGUGAUGUAGCAGCGAUGCCUCUGGAAGACAGCACUGUGGAUAAAGUCUUUCAUUGCAACUGCUACUACUUCUGGCCUGACCUCAGGAAGGGAGCCACAGAGAUACACCGGGUAAUGAAACCAGGGGGCCUGAUGGUGACCACGCUGAGGCUGUCCAAUGUGGCUACUAUGGCAGCAAAGCGAGUGAUGCCAGGGCAGAACUGGCGCCCAGAGGCCUACAUGGCAGCUCUGAGAGAAUCAGGCUUCACUGAUGUCAGAAUGGAGGACAAACAGCACAAACUCAUUACUUUUCAGGCUAUCUACGCCACUGCCUUAAAGUGAGAGUGUAAUCAAACUACAAGUGAAAGAUUGUGAGUUUUCCACCUCAUUUAUGUGAUUGUGAGGUUUUAUAUGAUGAUUUUCCUUUUGAAGAUGGAAAUGUUGUGUUUUAUAAUGAUGAUAACAUGAUCAGAAAUGUCUUUCUACUGGCUGUAGGUUGUUUCCUACGUUUGAUUCUCCUAUCUUGAGCAUCAGAAAUACAUUGUAUUGUAUUCUGAGUGCUAUUUGCCAUGGUUGAAAUAUCACCAUAUUAACAAGGAUAUUUCCUGAUAUCAGUAUAUAUCACAAUGUAAGAAAUUGUAUGCAAAGUCAGUAAUCAAACUAUUUUUCAGAACAAUAAACAAUCUUCCACUUUUA